Messenger RNA from Protopolystoma xenopodis, 411 nucleotides. The record is from the annotation of a GenBank genome assembly. Lineage: Eukaryota; Metazoa; Platyhelminthes; Monogenea; Polystomatidea; Polystomatidae.
GUCAUUGUCGAAAAAUCGCCAAGGGCUCGUGUGGGUAAUCUGGAUAAGAAUAAAUACUUGGUUCCAUCGGAUCUUACUGUGGGGCAGUUCUAUUUUUUGAUUCGCAAACGUAUUUCAUUGAAACCUGAGGAAGCACUCUUCUUUUUUGUUGACAAUACAAUCCCUCCAACUAGUGCAACUAUGAGUGCUCUUUAUGAGGAGCAUCAUGACAAAGAUUUAUUCCUCUACAUUGCGUACAGUGACGAAAAUGCGUGCUCUUACGAUGGUGUCUCGAUAACUUACACAAUCCACGCUUUAUGGAGCUCGGGCCAUGGUGCCAGAUAUGGUGACUUGAAAAAUCCUCUAAUUCUUGGCCACCUUAAAUUGCACCAGGUUUCGGCAAUUGAUGUUUGCGAAGGGAAGUAUGCUUGA